Messenger RNA from Closterium sp. Yama58-4, 1896 nucleotides. The record is from the annotation of a GenBank genome assembly. Lineage: Eukaryota; Viridiplantae; Streptophyta; Zygnematophyceae; Desmidiales; Closteriaceae.
AUGCCGCCCACUGCAGGCGUAGCCGCGCACCCGCCACACGCGUAUCGCGUAUGGAUCCCUCCCCCCGCUGCAAUCACGCCCGUUACAGCCACUCACCCGCAGCAUUUUCACCCCUCUCGCGCGUAUUUCGAACCUCACGUGGAUCCAUUAGGGGAACAGAUUGCGGAAGAACGCGCGCUUGCAGAGGACCGCGCGCGCGCCGCGUCGAAAGUAGGCCAAUGGGUCGACGCGCAUUUCUCCGUUCCACCCGCCGCACCUGACGGCGCGAUUUCCGGCCAUGGCACAGAGGGUUACCCGUUCCCGUGCGAGCCAGAAGCGGCGGAAGAAGGGGGAGAAAUGAACGGUGAAGAUGGGAGCAUAAACGGACGGCGGAGAUCGUCUUUGGAGGACGAGGCGCUAGAGCGGAAGCUGGCAGCCGUUGAGAUGGAGAACUGCGAGAUGACGGGGCGAGUGGCGGGACUAGAGGCGAUGCUGCGCGAGCGGGAAAGGGAAACGGCGGACAUGCGACGGCAGAUAUUUGCGUACACGCAGGCGCUCGAAGCGGGCCGCGGCGACUCGUUGACGCGCGCGGAGCUGAUUAACCACGUGGUGCAGCUGACCAAUCAGGUGCAAGAGCUCGCGCAGGAGCGCGAUGCGCUGCGCAACGCCCCCAACGGCAUUGCGCUCACCUACGGCCUCCGCGCGCCGAGCGCGCUUACUGGCGGAGGCGCCAUCGGCGGAGGUUACGGCGGAGGCGGCGGAGCCGCGAACAUUUCUCGCGAUGUCGCACCGCCGGUCCAACGCUCCCAGUCGCUGCACGCGUCUUCCCAGCCCGUCAAUAGCGCGGCGGGUAGCACGGUUAACGGCUUAGCUCUUAGCGGGGACACUUGCUCUAGGUCCUUGUCGCGGCAGCCCGAAUCGCGACCGUACAUUCUCACCAGCUCAUCGCAGCCGUCCGUUCGGCCAGAACCGAGGGUUCCAAACUUGUACAAAGCCGCGUUUGCCGCUCCGCACUUCUCGCCGCAACUGGCACCACAGCCGGCGUCGCAACCAGCGCCGCAACCGGCGCCGUUCGGUGCGGUGCAAGUGGUGGGGCCGCAGAUCAGCCGCGUCGGGUCCAUGCCGCUUCCUCUUGUCCAAUCCGCUUCGAGCAUUUCCGGCCGCACCGCCAAUGCCGGCGGCUCUCUUGUGCGCGCGGGAUCUGUUGGGGGGAGCGUGGGCGGAGUUGAAGGCGCGCGGAGCGGUGGAGCGGGCGGAGGAGGGCUUGGCGGAGGAAGGGCGGGUGGAAUGGGCGGGAAUGGUGGGGGAGUGGGGCCGAUGAAAGCGAUGCCUGCUAAUCCGUUUGAAAGGCCGAACGUGUCUCACUACAGUCAGCUAGAGAUGCUGCUUAAAACGGGACGGGUUUCAAGGGCGGAUAUUCUGGCUGGCGUGCACGAGAAGUGUACAGUGCUGCUUGAACAGAUUGUCCCCCCUUCCCGCUCCAAUCCUCUUGUACGCCUUAUAAGCAAGGGCAUAUCGCACGCUACAAGCACCACCAUAUCUACGCCUCCCACCGAAGAGCUAUUCCAAUCUGACCCCUCCUCCUGUCUCAUUGGUUCCCUCCUCUCCGCUAUAGUCACACUCUCUUGGAGCCCCUCUUCAUGCUUCUUCGAUAUAAGCAUCAAGCCUGUAGCGAAUAUUACUGUACGCCGGCUACUGCUGAUAGAUUUUCUGAACGCGGUGUUUUGGCGAGGAGGGAAGGUGUGCGUGGGCGCGGCUGUGGAGGGGUUGGGAGGGGUACGGAGGAUUGACAAGUGGAUUGGUGUUCGGGAAGAAUCGCUGCCUUCCUGUCAAGAGCUUGCUGGCUGCAAGGUUUUGGUCAUGGUCAACACAAAAGCAGGUGCACAAUACAAGAGAAAGUGGGUGUUUGGAAAAUAA